This is a messenger RNA of Acanthosepion pharaonis, 1152 nucleotides long. NCBI's taxonomy places the organism in Eukaryota, Metazoa, Mollusca, Cephalopoda, Sepiida, Sepiidae. The record is from the annotation of a GenBank genome assembly.
AUGUUCUUUCUUCUUUUGCUUUUCAGUUGCUUGAUUUUGUCUUUUCCCCUCCAUCUUGAUUUCUUUUUUCCUCUUUUCCUUCAAUACUUUUUUCCUAUUUUCCAUUACUGCUUUUCAGUUGUUUUUCCUCCAUCUUUAAUAACCUUUUUCCUCAGCCAAUAUUCCAGCUUUCUGUUUUUUCUUUCUUUUUGUUCUACAUUUUUUUAUUUAUCUUUCCCCAAUGUUUCUUUCAAUCAGUUAUCUUUACUCUUCUUUGUAAUUCUCUCUUCUGCAUAUUUUUCCUUUCCUCUCUUUAUUGCGUUAUCGAUAUUAUCUCGACUUAGCUUAGGUCGGCAUACGGAUAAAUGGAGAGCAAGACGCUUUCUAAAAUUCUCUUUUUAUUCAUUUCCUCAUUCUUUCUUUCUUUCUUUCUUUCUUCUUUCCAUUCAACUUUCAAAAUUUUUCUUUUUAUUCCUCGUCCUUUUUCUUUCUUUCGUUCUACUUGUCCCUCUUCUUCUUCUGUGCGAUAUCGCCUUCUAUGCCGGUUUUAAAUUUUCUUUCUUUAUAUUUCUUUCUUUCUUUCUUUAUAUUUCUUUCUUUCUUUCUUUAUAUUUCUUUCUUUCUUUAUAUUUCUUUCUUUCUUUAUCUUUCUUUCUUUCUUUCUUUAUAUUUCUUUCUUUCUUUAUCUUUCUUUCUUUCUUUCUUUAUAUUUCUUUCUUUAUAUUUCUUUCUUUCUUUCUUUAUAUUUCUUUCUUUAUAUUUCUUUCUUUAUAUUUCUUUCUUUCUUUCUUUAUAUUUCUUUCUUUCUUUAUAUUUCUUUCUUUCUUUAUAUUUCUUUCUUUCUUUCUUUAUAUUUCUUUCUUUCUUUCUUUAUAUUUCUUUCCUUCUUUCUUUCCUUCCUCUGUUUAUUUUUUGUUCUAUUCCGUUUAUCUUCGGAACUCUCAUUGUCAGUGGCUUCUUUUUCUUUUUUCGUCCUCUUUCUUUUUCCUCCUCUUUCCUUUUUCACGGGCAUUAAUUUAUCCUUUCCGUUUAUCUUUGUUUCCUUCUGUUCCAUUGAUUCUCUGUCUUUCUCCUUUUCUUCCUCUACUAACUUAUUCUUUAGUUUCUAUUUUUUUCUCUUUAUUUUGCAUUAGUCUCUUACUUUUUCUUUUUCUUUCCCUCCCUUUCUUUUGA